AUGACUACCACUACCAUGCACUUCGGUCCCGAAUGGAUGCGUACGAAGGGUCCUGCGCGACCUGCGCCCUCUCCACCGCUCGCCACUUCUCCUGUGCCGCCAGGCAUGUCGACAUACUCUGCGCUGGUCACUCCAACGACCAGCACUGCUCCGGAGCGACGCGAUAUGUCCAAUCCAUUCCGAUAUUCCCGUGAAGAAAUGCUCCGAAUUUAUAAGGAGGGGGGAGGUAAGGGAGGACUCGGGUUGGAGGUAGAGAGGUGGGAUGGGAUUGUUCGCGAGGUAGGUUGCGACCCAGUUGGGUUGAAAGAGAUGAGCGAUGGGGAGAAGAAGAUAUUCUCCGGCCCUCUCAACUCUGAAAUUCGACGCCGACAACCUACUGAUGGCCUCUCUCCUCUCAAUAGCUCUUUGGGAGAGAGGCCUAAGCUAGGCCACUCUGCGAGUACCACGUUGAGUCCGAUGCGCGAGCGGAUGGGAGGCUUGAUGGGUCGAAGGCGAGACAGUACAGAACCACCGCCUUUGACGUUACCCAGAAAGCUGUCUCUGUCGUCUGUACAGGGCCCGCUAACGUCUCCUCGAGAGGCCGCUCUUCCGUCCCCUCGGACGCGUAUCGGACUUGCGCCAGGCUUCGAUGGCGUGUUGAGUGAAUCGUGGUCAUCUAGACGCCGUGCUUCAGAGCACCUGAACAAGCCUCAUACUGAUCCAUUGGCGAAGAAGGAUAAGGAUGAGGAUAACCCUGGAAACGAACCGAAAGGCGCAGAUGUUAAAGAGGAGGAGGGCGAGCAUCACGGCCCACAGCAGCGCGUGGAGGAUGAGCAACAGCCUUCCGUCAAUAGGGCGGCUACGUCUCAGCCCGAAUCCUCAACGGCCGCUGUCCCAAACAAAACUCCCGGGAGUGCCAUAGGCCAACCUGCAGAUAGUCUGAAUAGCACUAUGGCUGGUCUGUCCCUAGGCAGUAGCGAUUCUAGUGUCACUUCGUCAGUUGAGCACAGUCGGGCUUCCGAAGUCGUAUCCAAACCCCCUGGUUUGGAAGAUCUCGCGAGCAUCGAGUGGUCUUACCUUGAUCCUCAAGGCCAAGUACAAGGUCCCUUCCGUGCGGACAUCAUGCAACGCUGGUAUGAUGAAGGUUAUUUCACCCCCAAUCUCCUCAUGAAGCGUACGCACCUCGACACAGAUUGGAUAUCUGUUGGGGAAAUAGCUCAACGUGCUAGCGGGCAUCCCGUGUUCCUCACGCCUGGUGUAACGUCUGCUGGUCCACCUGGACUACCUCGUCGAAGCGAGUCUUUGCUGGAAGCACCGAGUGCAGACAGACUCCACGGCACUGUGUUCCAAGGGACAGCCACUGGCAAUCUACGUAGCUCGACCUAUGAUUCCUUCCUUCAGAAUUCCUCCAGUGCAUCCGCUUCCCCAUCGUCGUCAUUUAGCCCGGCACGAUUCGUUAAUGCCUCCCCCGACUCACACGCAUUCGAUGGUAGAGGUGGAAACUACGUGAAUACCGAACUCGCGGUUGGCUCACGAUUAAUGGCACUUUCUGCAGCACCUACGUCCCCGAUUUCAGUAGUCGGACAGAGACGGGGGCCUUUCACUGAUUCAUAUGAAUCGUCUCCUGCAUUACAUUCGCCCUUUGCUACCAGAGCCAUUCCCAUGAACGGCUUGGGUAUCAGCACUGCAGAUGGCAUGAGCUCGGCUGGUCCUUCAUCGCCAUUUGUUACACAAGCCAACGCUGCAGAUACCAUAUCAAUUUCUAGCAGCGAUGUCGCAAUGAGCGUUGGGCCGGGAGCUCUGCGUGCCGACCUGGCAACGACUGCCGCUCAAGCGACGUCAGGUAUCAUUGGCACGGAAUUCGGUCCCUCUGCAAGUCUGCAUACUCCUACAGCAGCUUCACGAGUCAUCAACAGGGACGUCUUUAGCAGGGCCGCAGGUAACGAUGCACCAAGUGCUGCUCCGUUUGGGAGUCCUUUCCCCAACGGGAACAGUGCGGCAUUCUCGUCGAAUGGCCAGCCAUUCUCUCAAAAUCAUUCUCUCGGAUAUACACCAGUGCCUGAUGGUCGUCCAGUAGCCUCUCUUUCAUCCAUCCCCGAACGACAGACCACAACGCAGUCUCAUGCUAUUCCUACUCAACAAUUCCAACAUUCGCUCAUAUCUUCUCCUGUUGCUGCGGUGCCACAAUCGCCGUGGGCCCAUCAGCAUUCAGCUGCUGUGCGUCGCCCUGGACCUUUCGAUGUCAACUAUCCUACCGCAAGUAAUACUGUAAUAACUGGCUUAUCUACGACCAGUCAACCCACAUAUGGGCGUGCGCAGAGCAACUCUAUCAAUGAAGCAUCUCCCUGGAAUGCGGCGCCGUCCCGGGGUUCCGCUGGCUUCUCUGAGCAUCCGAGCAACUUAACGAUAGCAAAUCUCGGACAACAUGACCAGCAGCAGCAGCGCCGGUCCGGGGGGCGUGACAUUCCUAAUGGUGUUCUACAGAAUGGAGUAGGGACGAUUUCCGCGGGUGUACCCGCUGUUGAGUCGCGUCAAAAUGGUACGGAAGCGGUGCCUGCCGCUCAGCCAACGGCCGAGGUAGCUCCUCAGAAGGUCCGGCGAAAGUCGCAAGUUACCGCGUCUGCAGCCCCUUUGACCGCGACUAAGGUCGUCCCUGCUCAGCCAGCGGCUGCGAAGCCACCGUCCCCUAUCCCACCAACUGAACUCAAGCCAGCUUGGACAACGGACGAUGAUAAGAAAGGCAAGCCAUCUGGCGCCACACCCGGACUUCGCGAGAUCCAAGAGGCAGAAAUGAAAAAGCUUGAAGCACGAAGGGCUGCUGAGCGCGAGAAAGAGCGGGCAUUGCGAGUUGCUGCUAGCAACGCUUCUCAGAUGGAGGACUUCCAGCCUUUCACUGCUUCUUGGGGUUUGCCGACCUCUCAAGCACAUGCCGCUCGGUUGGUCGCUACUGUCAAAGAGGCUCCAGGUACAGCCCCGACCACGCCUGCUAUGCCCGUGUGGACGAACUCGUCCAAAGCUCCAGUAACGAAGAAAAGCAUGAAGGAGAUACAGGAAGAGGAAGAACGGCGGAAGAAGCAAGCCAUCAAGGAGAAAGAGACUGUUGCUGCUGCUGCGAAACGUGGCUAUGCGGAGACAAUGACCAAAGCCCCGGCACCUACUCAGCCGUCGGGGGGUGCGUGGACGACCGUGGGUUCUGCAGGUAAGACAUCUGUGGCAGUUGUGCCGGCAGCAAGACCUGCAAUCGCGGUGUCUACCUCUACCAAGGUUGUUCCUCGCGCUGCUCCUGCAACGUCGGCACCGUCUGCAACUACGCGGUCGACCUCCGCGACUGCCGUGCCGACGCGGCCCCCGACUGUGCCGAUUAAGGUAGCGACUCCAAAGGCCGAAGAGUUUCCCGCUCCGCCGUCUCACGAAUUCAUGAAAUGGCUCGCCGACUCGCUCAAGGGGCUCAACAGUAGUGUCAAUUUUGAGGAAAUUACCUCGAUGUUGCUCUCCUUCCCACUGGACCCAGAUCCUUCGACCAUUGAGAUCAUCUCGGACUUGAUUUAUGCCAGCAGCACGACUCUUGAUGGCCGUCGAUUCGCAUCCGAGUUCGUGAGUAGACGCAAAGCCGAUGCUGCGUCUCGCCUCAAGAAUGGUGCGUCGUCGGGAUCGUCUGCAAAGCCACUGUCCAUAGCAGACGUGGUGAAGGCGCAACCGAAGCAGACGCAGUCUGAAUGGGGAGGAUUCAAAGUGGUCAACAAGAAGAAGAAGGGGGGUCGGGCGUGA
This is a messenger RNA of Laetiporus sulphureus 93-53, 3747 nucleotides long. RefSeq lists its product as uncharacterized. The record is from RefSeq and is a predicted model, not a curated record. Gene Ontology annotation, molecular function: protein binding. The transcript has 7 exons. NCBI's taxonomy places the organism in Eukaryota, Fungi, Basidiomycota, Agaricomycetes, Polyporales, Laetiporaceae. Bases 1 to 3747 code for a protein of 1248 amino acids.